AUGUCCCUGACGCUCAUGUUUGACGCUGUAAACUGGCGCGCAAUUGCGCUGGCGUUGUGUGCCGCGCUAACUUUCUCAGGAACGGUUCUGGCCUGGGGCACCACCGGUCAUCGCGUCACCGGCGUCGUCGCCGAUCAACACUUAAGUGGCUACGCCCGAGCCCGAAUUUCCAUGAUUCUGGACGGCGAGACCUUGGCGCAGGCAUCCACCUGGGCCGACUUUAUGCGCUCCAACCCCAGCGAGUUCUGGCAGAAAACCGCGUCACCCUGGCACUAUGUCACGGUGCCUGUGGGCAGCGACUAUGCAGAUCUUGAACCCCCGCCUCAGGGCGAUUCGGUGACCGCCAUCAAACGCUUUACCGCCACGCUCAAAGAUCCCGAGGCGAGCCUUAAGGACCAGCAGCUGGCGCUACGUUUUAUCGUCCACGUGAUAGGCGAUUUGCAUCAGCCGCUGCACGCGGGCAACGGCACCGAUCGUGGCGGUAACGAUUUUGUUGUGACCUAUGCCGGGCGGCGCUCAAACUUGCACUGGGUAUGGGACAACGGACUGAUUGACAAGCAGAAGCUGUCCUAUACUGAAUGGGCGAACUGGCUGACCGGUGAUCUGACGCCUGCCCAGGUGGUUGAGUGGUGGAGCACCGAUCCUAUCACCUGGAUUGACGAAUCCGCGGCGCUACGAGAUGGCAUUUAUCCUGAGGAGCCGGACCUGGGCUUUAACUACGAUUACGAGCAUAUCGAUACCGUCCGAACCCAGCUGAGCAAAGCCGGAAUCAGACUGGCCGCGUACUUAAAUGAGGUGUAUGCGCCCUAG
This is a messenger RNA of Nerophis lumbriciformis (worm pipefish), 810 nucleotides long. The record is from RefSeq and is a predicted model, not a curated record. Lineage: Eukaryota; Metazoa; Chordata; Actinopteri; Syngnathiformes; Syngnathidae.